Stegostoma tigrinum is the source of this 1414-nucleotide messenger RNA. It is a transcript of the gene mymk, whose product is annotated as myomaker, myoblast fusion factor. Bases 84 to 743 code for a protein of 219 amino acids. Gene Ontology annotation, cellular component: plasma membrane. The transcript has 6 exons. Lineage: Eukaryota; Metazoa; Chordata; Chondrichthyes; Orectolobiformes; Stegostomatidae. The record is from RefSeq and is a predicted model, not a curated record.
CUCGGGUCCGUUAGCGGGCCCACGCUGGCAAGCCAACGGAACCAUCGUGGAAUUGUCGCGAUUUGUUUCCGGGACCUCGAAAUAUGGGAGCUGCAAUAGCCAAGCUUUUCCUUCCAACCCUCAGCAGCCUGAUCUUCCUUCCUACCAUCACCAUUGCAGCAAAGCGGAGAUUCCACAUGGAAGCCAUGAUUUACUUCUUCACAAUGUUUUUCAUAGCGUUUUUUCAUGCUUGUGAAGGGCCUGGCUUGACAGUUUUGUGUAUCAUGCGUCAUGACAUUCUGCAGUAUUUCAGUGUUUAUGGCACUGCUCUAUCCAUGUGGGUCACUUUAAUAGCACUGGCAGAAUUUGAAGAACCAAAAAGGUCUACAUUGGUUAUAUUUGGAGUGCUCACUCUGAGUGUGCGAAUCUACCAAGAUCGUUGGGGCUAUGGUGUUUUCUCUGGACCAAUUGGAACAGCUGUCUUCAUAAUAACCAUCAAAUUUUUAAAGAAAAUGAAAGACAAAAAAGGUCUUUACCCUGAUAAGAGCAUCUACACACAACAGAUUGGCCCUGGCUUCUGCUUUGGGGCACUUGCCUUGAUGUUACGAUUCUUCUUUGAGGAUUGGGAUUACAGUUAUGUACAUAGCUUCUACCACUGCAGUCUGGCAGCCUCCUUUAUCUUACUUCUCCCAAAGAUCAACCCUCAAGCAGGAAAUGGAGGAAAUCCGGUAAAAUUAAGUUGUUGUACACUCUGCUGUGUCUGAAAGAGGUAAUGACCGAGACUAUUAAUCCAGAAACUCAACUAAUGUUCUGGGGAACCGGGUUCAAAUCCUGCCUUGGCAGAUGGUGGAAUUUGAAUUCAAUAAAAAAAAUUGCAACUAAGAAUCUGCUGACCACAAAACCAUUAUCAAUUGUUGUUAAAAACCCAUCUGGCUCACUAAUGUCCUACAGUGAAGGAAAUCUCCCUUCUCCACCUGGUCUGGCUUAUGUGAGACUCCAGACCCACAGCAAUGUGAUUGACUCAACUGCCCUCCGAAAUGGCCUAGCAAGUAACUCAGUAGUAUCAAUCACUAUAAAGUCUAAACGAAGAAGUGAAACUGGACGGACCACCUGGCAUCGAUCUAGGCACCAGAAAGGACAAAAGCAGCAGUGUGUGAGCUGCAGUGGCUCAAAAAGGAAGCUCACCACCAGCAUUUCAAGAGCAACCAGAGACGAUUGAAUAAACAAAACGAUGCUUUAUCUGUCUUUGGGCCCAGUGAUACAUUUCUGCAUUGCAUCAAUGAAAUAAUCAUUCCUUAAGCCAUGAAAUCGUAAAUGCAGUACAUGAUAUGAAAAGGAAGGGGUGUGUAUCAUUUCUCCAACCAGAUAUGAUGAGUUCAGAAAUACAUUUUGAUGUAUUAGCUGUUGGGUAAGAAUACAAAUUGUAUGAAGCAAA